Messenger RNA from Oryza brachyantha (malo sina), 848 nucleotides. Its product is annotated as arp2/3 complex-activating protein rickA-like. NCBI's taxonomy places the organism in Eukaryota, Viridiplantae, Streptophyta, Magnoliopsida, Poales, Poaceae. The record is from RefSeq and is a predicted model, not a curated record. Bases 69 to 587 code for a protein of 172 amino acids. The transcript has a single exon.
GACGUGCCAUCUCGCAUGCCGUAUAAGGGCCGCGAUGCCGGCGACGUCCAUCUGCUCCAACGUUUCCAAUGGUUAUUGCCAUGGUGAACUCACCUAGCCUCCCGAUCUUGGCAGCAAUAGCGGCGAGCGUGGCGAGGACGACUCCGUCGCCUUUGCUGCGUGACGCGGCGGCGACGGCACGUGGGUGGCGUCCUUGCCUUCACCGGCCGCCGACGACGUCCGCCGCUCGGCGCGCCGGCGUCUGGUGCAGCGGGACAACGCCGCCGGAGGUGCCGACGCCGACGCCGGCCGAGGUGCCGGGACCGGACCGCUCGCUCGAGGAGCUCCCGAACAUCGACAUGCCGCCGGAGUUCAACCCGCCGCCGGGGCUGGACGUGCCGAUGCCGCCGCCGGGCACGCCGAAGCCCGGCCCGGAGCUGCCGGGCCCGUCGAUACCUUCGCCGCCGGUGCCGGAGGUCCCGAACGUGCCGCGAAACCCCGACGUGCCGCCGCCGCAGCCGCCGGACGUGGGCCCGCCGAGGCCCCCGCCCGAGGUCGUCCCGGAGCAGCCGCCGCCGGACGUCGAGCCGCCUAGCUUCAUAGUAUGACAGCGGCGGUGAGCCGGCGACACGCACGUGCCACGUGGCGCCUGAGAUAGAGAUGACGUGGCGUAAUGGGCGUUCGGGACUCUCCCAGAGAACACCUGACGUGCCCUCCUCGAACUUCGUCUAGUUUUACUGUUAUUUUUCUCUGUAGUUUUGUGUCACGAUUAUCCGUUUGUAAAGCUGGCUUUACGAGUUUCUUUUUGUUUAAUAUGUAUCACACUUGUUGAUGGAGAAGAAAAACUAAAGGGAAACUUAACAGAAUUA